This is a messenger RNA of Numida meleagris (helmeted guineafowl), 2304 nucleotides long. RefSeq names its product phosphorylated adaptor for RNA export (gene PHAX). The record is from RefSeq and is a predicted model, not a curated record. Gene Ontology annotation, biological process: snRNA export from nucleus. Lineage: Eukaryota; Metazoa; Chordata; Aves; Galliformes; Numididae. The coding region runs from base 77 to 1276 and encodes 399 amino acids. The transcript has 5 exons. Gene Ontology annotation, cellular component: nucleus.
CUCCCAACAUGCCCCGCGUCCCCGCCCUGCCUCCGCCGCUGUAGGGGAUAGGUGCGCCGCGCCGCGCCGCGCCGGGAUGGCGUUGGAAGUGAGGCGCAUGGAGGGUGAUGUGGAGGAUGGCGAGCUUUCCGACUCGGACUCCGACAUGCCCGGCGCCGGUUCUCCCAGGGACCGGCAGCAGAAAUCACAUGAUGGCAGUAAUGCAGGCAGACUUUUCCAGAGCAGUGUUUCAUCAGGUGCACCAGAUGUUCCUUAUCGGACAACCAAAAGCGUAGAUUCAAGUGAUGAAAGCUUUUCUGAAUCUGAUGAUGACAGCUGUCUGUGGAAACGAAAACGGCAGAAGUGUUUCAACUUUCCUCCUGCUAAAUCUGAGCCCUUUCUGCUUAAUCAGAGCCACCAGAAACAAACUGCUCCAGGUGGUAAGAAAGUUAACAACAUCUGGGGCAUGGUGCUCCAGGAGCAAAAUCAGGAUGCAGUGGCUACUGAACUUGGGAUUCUAGGAAUGGAUGGAAGUAUUGACAGGAGCAGGCAGUCGGAGACUUACAAUUAUUUAUUGGCUAAAAAGCUGAUGAAGGAAGCUCAGCAGAAGGAGGCAGAGACUUUAGAUAAAGAACUGGAUGAAUACAUGCAUGAUGACAAGAAAACAUUGCCAGCAGAAGAAGAAAAUGGACAAGGCUUUCUCAAACGGAAGCGAUCAGUAAAAGAUAGACUAGGUGAAAGACAAGAAAUGAAAUACAAAGGAAGAUAUGAAAUAACAGAAGAAGAUUCAGAGGAGAAAGUAGCAGAUGAAAUUGCUUACCGGCUUUGUGAACCAAAGAAAGAAUUAAUAGCUCGAGUCGUGAAAAUAAUUGGAAAGAGAAAAGCUAUCGAACUUCUUAUGGAAACUGCUGAAGUGGAACAGAAUGGUGGACUGUUCAUAGUGAACGGUACUAGGAGGAGAACACCAGGGGGUGUUUAUUUAAACCUGCUGAAGAACACACCCAGUAUCAAAGAAGAACAAAUCAAGGAAAUAUUCUAUCUGGAAAACCAAAAGGAGUAUGAAAACAAAAAAGCUGCUAAGAAGAGGAGAAUACAAGUUCUAGGAAAGAAGAUGAAAAAAGCCAUUAAAGGGCUAAACCUGCAGGAAUAUGAUGAUGCGUCUCGUGAAACUUUUGCUAGUGACACAAACGAAGCUCUGGCUUCUCUGGAUGAUUUACAGGAGGGGCAUCAUGAAACAAAGAUGGAACCUGAAGAUAUUAUAGAAAUUGAUAAUGCUCAUGAUUUGGAGAUCUUUUAGAUAUUAAUGAUAACAAAGUUUCUAUAAAACAUAUUAAACUUUUUUAAUUAUCCCAUUACUACUUGUUUUCAUAAAUUGCAGAAACAUGGGAAAUAUUUGAUGAAGAGGAAAAUGACAUAGUGCUUAGCUAAAUUUAACAGCAUGAAAGAUGUUAACUGUCCUCUUAUUUGUUCACCGAGUCCUCAAAAACUGAUAAGAUUUUUCUCAAUAACAGCUCUGCAUCAGUGUUCCAUAGGAAGGUUGUUCUAGCCACAUGUUAAUUUUAGUAAUUAACACUUUUGACAAAAUAAAUCCAGCUUAGUCUGCUGAAGCUGACGAAGUUGCUAUCGAGUAGGGGAUGUUCCUAAUUCUAGUUGAACAGAUACACCAGUAUAAAGUUACUCUUGAUGUAAGAGAUUCUGUGGUGUUAAUAUGACAGUGUGCUGACAAGAAUAGCAAUGUUUAUGUGAUUAAGACCCAUAAAAUCAGAUUAAUUUGUGAAAUUAUCUGCAUUUUAAUGUUGGCAACCUUUGAAUAACAAUCUUGUAAAUAGGUACUGCUGAGCAAUGUACGUUUUAAAUUUCUGCAGGAGUUUAUUCCAUUUAAUAGUAGUGGUUUGAGCUUCCUAGUUGUUCUAUCUAAACUUUUUCUAUGAAUAAACAUACACAGUUUACACAUCUCUUUGUUCUAAAACACAUCUCUUUCUGAAUAGAGAGAUUGUAUUAAUGUGUUUGCUUUGAGUGUCUUUAUACCCUACAUGUAGGUAUAAACAUUGCAGUUCUUGUUUCCAUGCUUUUUCUUGUGGUAGAAUGAAGUAAUGUGCAGCUUGCUGGAAUUAUGAAGCUUUUAUUUGCUGAAUCUUAAGAAAACAAAGUAUGCAAAAAAUAACUUCAACUUGACACAGAAGACCUUUACUUUUUAAGUUCGAAGAUAAUGUUUUGGUUAUAAAUGAAGAAAGUUUGUGACACUGAUAUGUAUAAUGCUUACAAUACUUUCUCACUAUUGAGUUGUGUUUUCUGUGAAUAGACACGUUAUUUUGCAAUAUAAAA